CCCUCUACUGCUGGCCUGGGGGCUGCUCUUCUCUGGGGUCGCCCAUGCUGAUGACAACCCCUGGAGACCGUGCACAGAUUUGCUGCCGUUGGACCUCCUGCAGCGCGUGUUGCCGGGAGACGGUGGAGCAUUGGAGGGGGUGCGCAUGGUGCAGACUCGGGGAGCGCGAGGUGUACGCAUUACUGGGGGUCAAAGGUCAAUGAGUUUUCCAGCGUCCCAGAUCUUCAUCAACUGCCCCCUCUUCCCCUCCGAGUUCUCCAUGGUCAUCACACUCAACGUACCACGUGCAAACCAGCAGAGGGACUCUGAGUACGUCUUCACUCUCCUGGACGAGGAGAAGGAUCGUGUGCUGCUGGGCUUGAGCGUCGCCUAUGGAGACGUGCACUUCCUGUUCUGGAGUGGGCUUGGCCGCCGGCGUGUGUCGUUCAAGGGCGUGGCUCUGGCGGACGGGCGCUGGCACACACUCGUGCUGGCCGUUACGGGUCAAUUCACCAUCCUCACGCUGGACUGUGGCAUGCCUCUCGAGCUGAUCCAUGACAGGCCAUUCCCCUCUGAUCUAGACACCAGAGGAUCACGCUUCUUCAUCGGAAGCCGCAGGAGAUAUAGAGGUCUCUUCUCAGGCCUACUGCGGCAGCUGGUGCUGUUACCCGGCUCUGAUGCCACCCCGCGCAUGUGCCCGUCCUCAGUGCCCAGCCUGCCAGUUCUCUCCGUGCCCCCCUCUCUGCUGCAGCUCCCUGCCAAGGGCUCCAGUGCCAACCAGCUGCCCCUUUAUCCAUACGAGGCUGAAGUGCGCGUGACAGAGGGUUUGGUGCCCCCUUGUGGUGAUCUAGAGCAGGGCCAGCUUUGGGUCAACACUCUGAAGAGGGGCCUCUAUCUGUGUGAUGGACUCAUGUGGCUCCCUAUGCUCGAAGAGCAUGCACGGCUGGACUACGUGGAGGAUUACCAGUACCUCCACACGCGUUCCAAGACCUCCGACACCGAGGUCUUCUUCAUCCCAUCCGCUGGACUCUUCCUGGCUGCCGCCGGACGGGAUUCCCAGUCGGGAUCCGCCAUCUACAAGUGGGAAGAGGGGAAAUUCCGGCUCUACCAGAACAUCAGCACGUUCGAGGCUCAAGCCUGGAAGUACUUCACCAUUGGGAAAAGGAGCUUCCUGGUGGUGGCUAACUCAGGCAGCAGUAGUGAGGAGGCUGGGGGAGGAGAAGAGUACUCCAUCAUCUAUAAGUGGAACCCGCACAAGCACAAGUUCUUUCGCUACCAGAGCCUGCAGACACACACUGCUCAGGACUGGGAGGCAUUUAGCAUCCAUGGAGAGGCCUACCUCGCCGUGGCCAAUCACAGAAGAGCUGACAACAACCACAACAUAGACAGCGUCAUCUACAAGUGGAACCCAGGAACCAAGCUCUUCGAGGUGAACCAGACCCUUCUGACGUCCGGCGCAUACGACUGGGAGUUCUUCAGCGUGGGGCCCUACCACUUCCUGGCUGUGGCCAACACGUUUGAUGGCGUCACAACCUGCAUCAACUCCACCAUCUAUGUGAGGGUGGCCGGGCAGUUCCAGCACUUUCAGGACAUCACUACGUUCGGGGCGACGGACUGGGAGAUGUUUGAGAUCGAUGGGCGGGUCUUCCUGGCGGUGGCCAAUGGGGAGCUACACACACGCGGGUCGAGCCAAUACUCCAUCAACUCCACCAUCUACGAGCUCAACAUGGAGCUGCAGAGGUUCAUCAGAUUCCAGGACAUACUCACACACACGGCAGUGGACUGGGAGUUCUUCACGGUUGGGACGCAGAGCUUCCUGGUGGUGGCCAACUCCUACAACGGCACAUCCUACUCACUCAACAGUGCCAUCUACAGAUGGCAGGGUUCAGAGGGGUUUGUGUCCGUUCAUGAGCUGCUGACGGUGGGCUGUAGGGACUGGGAGUUCUUCCACAGCAGUGAGGGCUCCUUCCUCAUAUACGCCAGCGCCACCUCAACUCUCUCCAAAGUCUUCAGGCUCAAGACCUACUAAAGCAUCCUCAUCCUCAACACUCUCCUAAAAGUCUUCAGACUCAAGACCUACUGAAUCCUGCUCAUCUUUAACACUCUCCAAAGUCUUCAGACUCAAACGGAUGCUCUUCAAAAUCAACAAGCCCAAGAACUACUAAAGCCUCCUCAUCUUCAACAUUCUCAAAAGUCUUCAGACUCAAAACUUACCGAACCCUCAUCAUCCAGAGCAACCUCAAAACUCUCCUCACAGACUCACAACCUUCACUGUGACCUCAAAUAUAUUUAAAAUGGAUUCUCUAAACUUACUGAAGGCUUACAUAUUUUCAUAUUUUAUAUCAAAAUUAAUGUAAUAAUUAAGUGCAAAUACAAGUGCACUUAAGCGCAAUACCUGGGUGCUGUGGCAGCUAUGUACUUUACAAAUUGAUGUGGUCAUAUCUUCCAUUUAAGCUAUUCUCUCAACAUACACACAUUUCAAGUUGUUAUUCAUUAUACUGUAUAUAUAUAUAAUUUUUUUGACAUUUAGCUAUUUUUCCUUUUAAACAAUUCAUUCCACACAUAGACCUAUUUGUCACGAGCAUAAGCUACUUCACACGUCAUCACUGUCUAAUACAUAAUUUGUAUCAUCUACUCUAAGACUUGAAUACCAUAUUUUCAAAUGCAGAGCAGAUACACUUUCUUGACUGAAAAAAAUGAUUCAAAUGAUUCAAAGAAUCUGAAACAAAAUGUGUUUAUCAUCACAAAUAUCCCCUAUAGCUUUGCAUUUUAUUUGGAUACACACUCGUCUGUUCUUGCUUGAGCAUGACUGUGUUUAACACAUUUUUGUAUAAAGAGAUUAUUAUUGGAAUCAUGUUGCCAGGAUUCAAUAAAUUCACCAUGUCUCAAAACAUGGUGUUGUUAUUUCUACACUGCUAUUUUAAACAUGAAUCAGUUUGUACAACGUAGACUUGUAAGCAGUAUUCAAAAAAUUCAUCAUAUCCAUGCACUUCGACUUGAAAAAGCACAGGAAUAAACUCAGAUAUCAGGCAUACUUUUUGGAAAAAACAAUCUGUGACAUUGGCCAAUAUGUCCCUUAUUAUGAUGGAAGUUGACUUGUUUAAUUAAAAGCAUUUCUGCAGCCUGUAGCUCCUGAGGGUUUUAUACUGUAUGUAAAUACAUUCAUGAAAUUUAAGUAAAAAAUAUGUAAAUCAUGUGCUUUUUUGACUAUUAUCUGCAAAUAAAAACAAUCUCAGUGAAAAUUGAGUUUUAAGUCAGGCUAUUUCCCAUCCCAUGAGGACAUUGAAUAAAUAAAAUAAAU
This is a messenger RNA of Alosa sapidissima (American shad), 3280 nucleotides long. RefSeq names its product thrombospondin-type laminin G domain and EAR repeat-containing protein-like. The record is from RefSeq and is a predicted model, not a curated record. Gene Ontology annotation, biological process: signal transduction. The transcript has 12 exons. The coding region runs from base 146 to 2008 and encodes 620 amino acids. Lineage: Eukaryota; Metazoa; Chordata; Actinopteri; Clupeiformes; Clupeidae.